Hypoxylon fragiforme is the source of this 2010-nucleotide messenger RNA. RefSeq lists its product as uncharacterized. Bases 219 to 1835 code for a protein of 538 amino acids. Gene Ontology annotation, cellular component: tRNA-intron endonuclease complex. Lineage: Eukaryota; Fungi; Ascomycota; Sordariomycetes; Xylariales; Hypoxylaceae. The transcript has 2 exons. The record is from RefSeq and is a predicted model, not a curated record. Gene Ontology annotation, biological process: tRNA splicing, via endonucleolytic cleavage and ligation; tRNA-type intron splice site recognition and cleavage. Gene Ontology annotation, molecular function: tRNA-intron lyase activity; nucleic acid binding.
UUUUUUUUUUUUUUUUUUCAUCCCGCUAACAAAACUCGAAUUCGAUUCACGAUUCUUUUUCAUCUUCUCAUAUUCACUCAUCACCAAACACAAACAAACUUUCUACAAGCAAGACAGAAUCCGGGCAUUGUUCCCUAUCAUGUGUGCUGAAUGAUCUACUCAGCUCAAUAUUGAUUCGAUAUUUCCUUUAAAUUAGGCCGGCAUGAUGCGCAUGAGCCAUGGCAAACACAUCCAAUGCCGUGUCUGUCACCUCGAACCAACAUGAGGUCGAUACAUCUACUUCAAAGUCAACUUCAACAUCUAAAGUGAAAACUAAAUCUCACCCAAGCGGGCCUCCGCUUCAUAAAAUCUAUGCUCUUCCUGCCCCGAUUCGCAUUUUUCCCUUGCCAACUUUUUAUCCAAAUAACCCUGUGUCUCUCUUCCAUCUCGUCUAUACUUGGGCGAGUCAUAUUCUGUCACCGCCACCAGUUGAGCCUUCUGUCAUUCACAAUGGUCUCUGGUGCCCGGAAACUCGUUCAGUCCAAAUUAAGGACCCCAAGUCAAUAAGGGCGUUAUGGGAGCAAGGAUUUUUUGGCAAAGGUAACUACAGUCGAAGUGAACCAAACUGGCUCAAAAGAGAGCAUGCCCGGAGGGGCAAACAUGACGGUCAUGUAGCUGAAGAUUUAACUGCCCAGCGGCGGGAAGAGCGUAAGAUGAUGAAGUGGGACCGUGCAAGAAAAGAACAGGAAGCCAUACAACGAACUAGAAUUCUCGAGGCUUGGAUCGCCCCCGUAGGACCUAAGGAAUUACUUGCUCUUCCAAAUUCUGCAUGUGACGUGAAGCCUACGGAAAACUUAGCAGACGUCAUAUUGGGUCAAAGCCCCGUCGCAAAUGGCCAAGCAGGCGUUGUCAUACCCACCACUGGUGCAAGGCUGAAUGGCUCCUUGUCAACACACACCGCCAUGGAGGAGACUAUUGAUGAGAUGGACCCACCCAGCAAGGAGACAAUCUUGAUAUCUGAUGAGGUAGAUGACCAACCCGUGCGCCCUCGAACCCCAACCGACCAUAUUGGAGCACGUAAAUUCGUGCGGUUUUCGCCAAAGGUUGAGUCCACAACUUUUCGGGUGUCCGACCCGCCAAGUCCCGGUCACGUUGCGCCGUCGAAUGGGCACGUGCAAGACAGCGGUCUACCCAAGGGAAGCUUAUCAUCCCAACCGGCAGAUUUGGGUCUACCAGCGCCUCUUGUUGGGGAGAACCCUGUUUCCAAGACCAGCUCUAAGUUGGAGACCCAGAUCGUAGACAGGGAACAUCUGCAAUUAUGCCUGGAAGAAACCUUUUAUCUUGUCUUUGCCCUAGGGGCGCUGACGGUCAUAAACCCAGCGACUGGUAAGCCGUUCAGUGCAUCGGAGUUAUUCACACUCUUCCGCCAGACAUCAUAUAUGCCCCCGAGGAUGAGCAAUCUCCAACCGGAUGAUCCAUUUCUCCUUCAUUAUGCUGUGUAUCACCAUUUCCGUUCCCUGGGUUGGGUAACGCGGCCUGGAAUAAAGUUUGGUGUGGAUUGGAUGUUAUAUAACCGCGGACCCGUCUUCUCUCAUGCAGAGUUUGCAGUCAUCGUCUUACCUGCAUAUACGCAUCCAUAUUGGAAGGCUGAGGGUCGUGAGCCCCCAAGUAGAAGCUGGCAUUGGCUUCAUACGGUUAACCGUGUGCAAUCUACGGCGUUGAAGACCUUGGUACUGACAUACGUUGACGUGCCACCUCCAUUUGACGAGGGGCUUGGCGCGACGGAGAUUUUAAAGAGGUACAAAGUCCGCGAGUUUAUUGUGAAGAGAUGGCUCAGCAAUAGGAACAGGGAUUGAAACCCUUUAUGUACUUAUAAUCAUGAGGUGGGAUGAGCCGGAAUCACAGCUGCAUAUGAUGGCGUUAUGGUAUUAGAGGCCAAUAAUGAGCCAUGUCAGGAUUGGGACGUGUAAAUGUAUCGCGAGUGGUAUUAGCUGCAGGCAAUGAAUUUAUCCCACUCUAAUUUUCCUAAAU